This is a messenger RNA of Parathielavia appendiculata, 1325 nucleotides long. RefSeq lists its product as uncharacterized. Lineage: Eukaryota; Fungi; Ascomycota; Sordariomycetes; Sordariales; Chaetomiaceae. The coding region runs from base 169 to 1038 and encodes 289 amino acids. The transcript has a single exon. The record is from RefSeq and is a predicted model, not a curated record.
UGGCUUGUCCUCAAGCAGUUUGAAUCUGCCAGCUUAUUGACGCAGUAAUACCUGAUUCCCUACUGCUAAUGAAUAGCUCAAGGCUUUGGCAAGACCUCACUACCUUAGCCUGGUCCCUCCGUUUUCAUCAUUCUAGAGCGUCAUUUCGUUCAAGAUCUUUGAUACAGGAUGCCGAGACUCAAUCGCCGACAAAGCCACUCGACUCCCCCGACAUCCUCCCGAGAUGUUAACGGCGACCGCUACAGCAAAAGCCGUUAUGCGAGUUCCGAGACACAUCGGCGAUCGGGGAGGAAAACGCAUCCGCGUGCGUCGAGUGUAGAUUCUCGGGAUACCUACUACGAUCCAAGGGACAAGUACUACCUUUCCGGAGACGACGAGGAUGAUCACGUACCUCGAAGGGAACCAGCAUUCAGUCCAUCCAAACGCGGUCGUUCUCCUUCACGGUCGCGGUCUCGAUACCGAGCGCGGUCACUUUCCGCAUCCUCCCGGACUCCAUCGCCAUACAGCGAUGACCACCACCGCAGACGCCGCUCACCAUCCGUCCCGUCCCGCUCCCCAUCACCGCCACCACAUCACCCUCGCUCUACGGGAGGGAGAGUCCGGGACCGGGACACGCGCCGCAACUCCUCACCCCGUUCCCGCCGGCACCACACCCGCCGGUCCUACUCCCGAUCCCCUUCCCCAUCUCCUUCCCGUUCUCGUCACCAAUCACCAAAAUCAGCCCUCGCGCUCGCCCAGGAAGCAGCCCAACAUGCCUUCGAAGCAGGCGCCAUCGCCGCGCUGCGCCUGCGUGAUGACCCGUCGCCCUGGCUGGGCAAGAAGGGCGGCCAGAUCGCGGCGGCCGCCCUCAGCGCCGCCGUCGUCGACACGUUUGUGGCGCGGCGCCAUCCCAACAUGCGCAAGGGCGGACUGCGGCACUCUUUUGCGAAGCAGGCCGCGCAGAUGGUCAUUGGCGGGUUGAUGGGCGGGAAUGAUAAAGGCGCCGGGAAGGGGAAGAAACGGAGGGCGGGGAGGAUGGGUGCGAGGGGGAGGAGGUAACGAGGUGAUUCGACUUGGAGGCAUGUGGCUAAACAUGAACCAUGAGGGAGGCUGAUGCCGGGUCAAGAGGUGUGAUGUGCCUUGGAGCUUGGACAGAAAAGGACUUGGAAAAGGAUGAUGGGUAAUCAGAUGGGCGGGUAAAACUGGAAAAGUUUCGAUUGUUUAGCGUUGUUGACUGGCGUUAUGAGGAUGAUACCAAGAACUAUCGGUCGGGGGAGGAAUGGUUAAAACUACUGGAAUCCUAGAAGGCCUCAGUGCGGAAUGAGAAAUUCGGGAAAAUCAACUCC